This is a messenger RNA of Medicago truncatula (barrel medic), 1371 nucleotides long. Its product is annotated as receptor-like protein EIX1. Gene Ontology annotation, molecular function: protein binding. The coding region runs from base 86 to 1114 and encodes 342 amino acids. The transcript has 2 exons. The record is from RefSeq and is a predicted model, not a curated record. Lineage: Eukaryota; Viridiplantae; Streptophyta; Magnoliopsida; Fabales; Fabaceae.
GUUGCCUGAUUGUUGGAAUAACUUAGCAUCAUUACAAUUUGUUGACCUCAGAAAUAACAAGUUGUCAGGAAAGAUUCCCUUCUCAAUGGGUGCCCUUGUUAACAUGGAGGCUUUGAUUUUAAGAAAUAAUGGUUUGAGUGGACAACUUACUUCCUCAUUGAAGAAAUGCUCCGACAAGCUGGCUUUGUUGGACCUCGGAGAAAAUAAGUUUCAUGGUCCAUUACCUUCAUGGGUUGGAGACAAUUUACACCAAUUAGUAAUCUUAAGUCUUCGAUUCAAUAAUUUAAGUGGAAGUAUACCUUCAAAUGUAUGUUAUUUGAGAAAACUUCGAGUAUUGGAUCUGUCACUAAAUAACUUAUCAGGAGGAAUCCCAACUUGUGUAAUGAAUUUUACUGCAAUGACUCAAGACACCGUGAACUCAACUUCAUCGAAGAAUCAUGGGUAUACAAUCAGUACGGCUACUUCAUUUUUGGAAAUAUAUUAUGAUUUCACCUCGUUCCUGACGUGGAAAGGUGUAGACCAACCUUACAAAGAUGCUGAUGUGUUUUUAAAAAGCAUUGAUCUUUCAAGCAACCAUCUUACAGGGGACAUACCAGCUGAAAUUGAGUACUUGUUUGGAUUGAUUUCCUUAAAUUUGUCAAGGAACAAUCUCAGUGGGGAAGUCAUUUCAAACAUAGGAAACUUCAAAUCACUCGAAUUUCUUGAUCUGUCAAGAAAUCAUCUGUCAGGCAGAAUUCCUUCCAGUCUAGCUCACAUUGAUCGUCUCUCUAUGUUGGAUUUGUCAAACAAUCAGCUCUAUGGAAAAAUUCCAAUUGGAACGCAGCUUCAGACAUUUAAUGCUUCCAGUUUCGAAGAAAAUUUUAAUCUUUGUGGAGAACCACUUGAUAAAAUAUGUCCUGGAGAAGAUCCCGCAAAUCCGAGAGUGCCAACAACAAAUGCAGGAGAUGAGAACUCAAUGUUUUUAGAAACAUUAUACAUGAGCAUGGGGCUUGGGUUCUUUACUGGUUUCGUUGGCUUGGUAGGCUCAAUAUUGUUACUACCGUCUUGGAGAGAUACUUACUCCAGAUUCUUGAACACUUUGAUAUUGAAAGUCUUCACGUGGUGGAAGCAGUGAAUCUACCUGGUCCGGGUUCUAUAAAGUGGAUGAAUAAUUGGAUUUUCUAUUCACUGUAUGUGGUAAUUACAUCCUUUUCUGUUAUAGAAUAAUGUAGAUUGGUAUGCUGUGUGGAGUCCAUACCCUUAAUUGACUUUUUGGUUAUGGGUAGGAAAACAUGAAUAAAUGUGAUUUGGUUGAAACUUUAGUGUGAGAUUGUGUUUUGUUAUACUUUAAUGUAAUACCUUUAAUAAGAGAUUAAUAUAUAAGAGUCAUCA